Lolium perenne is the source of this 2756-nucleotide messenger RNA. RefSeq names its product monosaccharide-sensing protein 2. Gene Ontology annotation, cellular component: membrane. Gene Ontology annotation, biological process: transmembrane transport. Lineage: Eukaryota; Viridiplantae; Streptophyta; Magnoliopsida; Poales; Poaceae. Gene Ontology annotation, molecular function: transmembrane transporter activity. The record is from RefSeq and is a predicted model, not a curated record.
CGCCAUUGCCGAUCACGUCCAUCUCCUUCUCCAUAUCCGAUUCCUACGUAACCAACUCCUCCUCCUCCAUCUAACAAGAGAGCCCUCUCUCUUCUCCCUCCUCUGCUCCCAUCUCUCGUACUGGUGCGAUGAGGGGCGCGGUGCUGGUGGCCGUGGCUGCCGCCAUCGGCAACCUGCUGCAAGGGUGGGACAAUGCGACGAUCGCCGGAGCGGUGCUGUACAUCAAACGCGAGUUCCACCUCGAGACGCAGCCCGCCAUCGAGGGGCUCGUCGUCGCCACGUCCCUGAUCGGCGCCACCAUCAUCACCACCUUCUCCGGACCGGUUGCCGACGUCGUCGGCCGCCGCCCGAUGCUGAUCGCCUCCUCGCUCCUCUACUUCCUCGGCGGGCUCACCAUGCUGUGGUCACCCAACGUGUACAUGCUCCUGCUGGCGCGCCUCGUGGACGGCUUCGGCGUGGGGCUGGCCGUCACGCUCGUCCCCGUCUACAUCUCCGAGACGGCGCCGCCCGAGAUCCGGGGGCUGCUCAACACGCUGCCGCAGUUCACGGGGUCGUUCGGCAUGUGCAUGUCAUACUGCAUGAUCUUCGCCAUGACGCUCAAUCCGGAUCCCAGCUGGCGGACCAUGCUCGGCGUGCUCUUCGCGCCCUCGCUCAUCUAUUUGCUUCUGACCGUGUUCUACCUGCCGGAGUCGCCGCGGUGGCUCGUCAGCAAGGGGAGGAUGAAGGAGGCGAGGGUGGUGCUGGAGAUGCUGCGUGGACGGGAGGACGUGUCCGGCGAGAUGGCGCUGCUGGUGGAGGGUCUGGGAAGCGCCGGCGAGACGGAGAUCGAGGAGUACGUCGUGGGACCGGCGGACGGCGACCAGGAGCAGAGGGACACCGUGACGCUGUACGGGCCGGAGCAGGGGCUGUCGUGGGUGGCGCAGCCCGUCGCCGGUGGCAGGGGGAGCAUGCUGGGCAGCGCUCUCGGGCUGCAGCCGGGGUCGGCGAGGCAGGGGAGCAUGUUCGACAUGAUGAAGGACCCCGUGGUGGCGCUGCUCGGGAGCGUGCACGAGCGGCUUCCCGGAGACGGCGCCGGGAGCAUGAGGGGCAGCACGCUGUUCCCCAACCUCGGAAGCAUGCUGAGCGUGUCGGAGAGGCCUGGUGGCGGCGGAGCUGCAGGUAGUGGCGCCAGCGGCGCGUGGGACGAAGAGAGCGUGGCGCCCGACGAUGACGACGAGGACGAGUACCUGUCGGACGACGACGACGACGACCAGGCGGCGGCGCCCGGCGGGCUCGAGGCGCCGCUGCUGUCUCGGCAGAGCACGGAGGUGGAGACGAGGGCGAACAACAAAAACGAGGUGCCGCGGAGCCAGUCGAGCAUGCAGCGGUUCAGCAGCGUGGGAGGCGGCGUCGACGCGGCGAGCACGAUGGGCAUCGGCGGCGGGUGGCAGCUGGCGUGGAAGUGGACCGAGAAGGUGGGCCCCGAUGGCGUCAAGCGCGGCGGCGUCAAGAGGAUGUACCUGCACGAGGAGGGCGUCCCAGGCGGCGCGGACGGAGCCGCGGGCGCAGGCGGCCCCGGCGAGUACGUGCACGCGGCGGCGCUGGUGAGCCAGUCCAUGCUCUACACCAAGGACGUCCUCAUCGGGCAGAGCCCCACCGAGCCAGCCUUCGCCAACCCACCGGAAGCCGUCGCCACCAAGGCUGCCGCCUCCGGCCCUCCUUGGCGCGAGCUCCUCGAGCCCGGCGUCCGCCACGCUCUCUUCUGCGGAGUCAUGAUCCAGAUCCUCCAGCAGUUCUCUGGCAUCAAUGGCGUGCUCUACUACACGCCGCAGAUCCUGGACCAGGCCGGCGUGAGCGUCCUCCUCGCCGGCCUCGGCCUCAGCGCCGACUCCACCGCCAUCCUCAUCUCGGGCCUCACCACGCUCCUCAUGAUGCCCAGCAUCGGCAUCGCCAUGAGGCUCAUGGACGUGGCCGGCCGUCGCAGCCUGCUCCUCUGGACCAUCCCGGUGCUCAUCCUCUCCCUCCUCAUCCUCAUCGUCUCCAACGUCGUCCCCAUGGACACCAACGUGCACGCCGCGCUCUCCACCGUCUCCGUCAUCCUCUACUUCUGCACCUUCGUCAUGGGAUUCGGGCCCAUCCCAAACAUACUCUGCGCCGAGAUCUUCCCCACCAGGGUCCGAGGUCUCUGCAUCGCCAUAUGCUCCCUCACCUUCUGGAUCUGCGACAUCAUCGUCACCUACAGCCUGCCAGUCUUGCUCAACUCCAUCGGCCUCGCCGGAGUGUUUGGGAUCUACGCCUGCGUCUGCUGCCUCGCGCUCGUCUUCGUCGCGCUCAAGGUGCCCGAGACCAAGGGGCUCCCGCUCGAGGUCAUCAUCGAGUUCUUCAACGUCGGCGCCAAGGGAUUGCCUGAAAAGGCCCUUGAUUAAAUGGAGGACAAAACCUUCUUAAGUAUACCUACAUUUUUCAUCCAUAUAUCCAUGGAUGGAUCGGAUCCAUCACGCGCGCGUAAUUAAGUAGCUGAGAGAAUAAAAGAUGUUACUAAUUAGGACGGUGUUUUGCUUUGUGGUGUUUUUUUGUUGAGUCUUUUGCUCCAUCUCUCAUAUAUUCAUGCAUGGAGCUAUGAGUUAAUCAUCCAUAUAUGCUAUAAGGUAGGGUUUUUUUUUUGUUAGUAAUACGUCAGUUUUCUCCCUCUUGAAUUCGGCUGAACAAUUAUUGUAUGCUUGAUCGGUUGUACCAAUUAUCAUUUUAUGAGUAUGAUGCUAAUUGGAAGCAUGAAA